GAUAAUAUGGUCGUGCACAACAUGUUCCGCAGAUUGUUGAAAAGAUAGAGAGGAAGGCAAAGAAAGGAGGCCAACAAAUAAACUGGAUGAUCAUGCAUCAAGCUUUUAUACACAGAUGGAAUGAUAGGCAUUUUUGUAUUGUCAACCAAAUUGAACCAACUCCUCGGGAAUCAGAUUACUACACUUGGUAUUGGGACAUAACCCGAAGAUGGAUACUUCAUUCGACCACAAUACCGGUUGAGUCGCAAAGAGGAUAUGUGCCCCGGGGUAUAGAUGAGAGAGAAUUAGUAUCAGCAAUAGAUGAAGUUCAAACUCUUGCAAAUCGUGGCUUGGAAUUGGCUCGAGCAGGUAGAAAUCCCGAAACACAUGAACAUGUAUCAAUAUAUCAGGCUAUAAUGCAGAGGCUUCAACAAGCCUUACACCGAACUCACGAAGAUCGUCAUGAUGGACGGGAGGUAAGGUCAUUCGUAUAUACACGACAACAGCGACAAAGUCGAGGACGACGCAGAAAUAACGAUGAAGCUGGACCUUCCCAACGUGUCGACGAUGGAGCUGGACCGUCACAACCACAAACGCAACCGGAUCACGAACUCGUCGAAGGGCGGUAUGGAGGACGACGAAGACAAAGGAGGAGGAGGAGAGUUCUUGGAUGUAUGUAAACUACAGGUUAUAUACAUUACAAAACUAUUUAGGGAUGUGAUUUUUGGAUUUGUAGUCGAUAAUAUCGUGUGAUAUGUUUGAUUUCUAAGUGGGUUUGUGGUGUUAUUAUGUUGGAUUUGUUAGUGGGAGUUUGUGGUGUUAUUAUGUUGGAUUUGUUAGUGGGAGUUUGUGGUGUGAUGUGAUUUGUUUGAUUUGAAAUGAGUAUGUGGUGAAAUCAGUAUGUAAUUUGUUAGUGGGAGUUUGUGUGGA
Molecule: messenger RNA, 909 nt
Organism: Asparagus officinalis (garden asparagus)
Lineage: Eukaryota; Viridiplantae; Streptophyta; Magnoliopsida; Asparagales; Asparagaceae
Exons: 3
Coding region: 87-659 (190 amino acids)
Source: RefSeq, a predicted model, not a curated record